Messenger RNA from Stylonychia lemnae, 2859 nucleotides. Lineage: Eukaryota; Ciliophora; Spirotrichea; Sporadotrichida; Oxytrichidae. The record is from the annotation of a GenBank genome assembly.
AUGAGCUUAAAUUUCUACUUGAAAUCCAAAGAUGUUGUUAUUCUUAAAACAAAACUUGAUAUAAUGAUGGAUGAAUUGAUAUCCGCAACAGUUAAGCAAGAAAAAGAGAAAUAAUCAAAUAAGUAAGUGAAUGAAACUAUCUUAAGAUGGGGAUAAAAAUUUCUAUCUCACAUCAGAACAUCAUUUCUGGGGAAAGAUUCAUUCCUAAAGAUAGUCAAAAAUAUCGCAGGCAAAGACUUAGAUGAUGAAAUGGAGGCUUAAUCAGUGCGAAGUUAAAAUAGUAAUUAAGAGGAAUCCAUCAACUUAUAUUCAUUCAGACAGAAUUAAGAUUUUGUGAAUAUUAGUCUUAAUUUACAAAGAGAUGACUAAGCUGCGAAGAUGAAUGAAUUCUAACAAGUUUAAUAGCUUUCAAUUACUAAAAAUGUAAAGAAGGAGAUCUAGUCUGAGCAAGGAUUCUCAAGUUUACAGGAAUAGUUUGACGGAAUAAGCUAUGAAUUGAAUAGAGUAGAGGAUAAAAUGCUAUCAUCCUAUAAAAGUGAAGGGGAAGCAAUAAAUCUAAAACUUGACAAAAUCUAGAAUACUUAAAAUAAAUAGAAAAAUGAGAUUUCAAUCGAAUUCGAAUAGCUUAGAGAACUAAUUUUGACUCUCAAUCAAGAGGAUUAACUAAAUAAGAAAGAUAAGCUCAUACUCGAAUUAAAUAAAGAAUUAAGUUUAUUGAAAACCGAGAAUUAGAGACUACUAAUGAAAGAAAAGAUAGCAGAUAAGAUAGGUAGUGAAAAACAAUACUAGUCAAAUUUAAACUUUCCCUAAAAACAAUUUGAUGAUUAGGAAAUUUCAUCACUGGAAAGCCAAUAUAACUAGGAUAUAAAUGUGCAACAUCAAACCUAUAAAAGUGAAUAAAAUCAUCUUUAAUACUAAUAAGUGAAAGAUUAGAACUCAAUCAAUAAACCAAAUUAUCUUGAUCAUUCAUAGUUCACUUUAAAAAAUGAGCAAACAACCAAACAGGAUAUUAUUCAGCCUUAAAUUAGUAAAGUUAAUAGCACCAUAAAGUUACCAGAUACUCUAAAUAUGACUUAUAAGAAAGAUGAACCCAAGUUUUAUAGUCAAUAGCAGCAAUAAUUAAACUAUAGCUAAAAUAAAUCUUAGUUGAAUUAAAUAAAAAGUCAAACACAAAAUGACUUAAAUUACUUUGAUUAAAGGAAAGAUUUAUAAUAAGUUGAGCAAUCAUUGAACAUAUAAAACUUUGUCUAAAACUAAGUAGAUUUCAAAUCACAAGUUUUUGAUUUUAGAUUUUAACCAUAACAUGAUAUCUUUUAAACCUCUAAUAACGAAGAAAAAGUCCCACACCAAGUAAAUUCGAUCCAAAUAAGUAAUGAGAACAAAAAUAAAUAGGCUGAAAGAUAACUAUAAUAAAAGCAUUUCUAGCAAUAUCAAAAUUAAACAAAUACACUUGAAGACAGUAUUGUAAACUCUGGCAAAAAUAAUUGGUUAGAUAUUUAAAAUAAAUAGGACAAGAAUUAUCAAUCAUAAAAAAUUAACCAUCAACCAUUAUAAAUGGAUUUUUUAGAAUAAAUCUAAUCUGAAAAUUUCUUUGUUAAUAAUCAGCAGAUAAAUUAAAUGUCCAAAUAGAAAGGGAUUACAGAUUAGAAAAUAAUAAGAAAUAAAUAUUCAGAAGAUACUUACAUUGAUACUAAAAUUAUGCCCAAGGAGCAUUCAAUUAAUCCUUAUUAGAUGAAAAAAUUAAUUACUGAUCACAAAAAAUCAAAUGCUUAGAUCUUAAGAAACUAUGGAAUUCUUAGUAAAAAUGACCCUAUUGACUUUAAACGCUUCAAUAACUAAAAAAUAGAAAAAUAAUACUUAUUAGAUUCAAAUACUAAGUAGACUGUUGUCUAUGUUAAUUCAAUAGAUGGAAAGACCCUCAUAGGUUAAAGUAUUUCUAAAUUCUUGCUAUUGGAUAAGAAUUAUGGAACGAAUACAUAGGAAAUCAAUUUGAAUAGUGACUUAAUUUCAAUCUUUGAAUUUGAUCGAUAUAUCUAUUGUGGUACUCUUAUGAAAAAUGUUUUUAUCCUUGAUCGUAGUACCUACGAGGUUAUUCAUUAGAUAGAAACGAAGGAAGUUGUAUAAAAAUUUAUAACUUAUUAUAAUGAUUUACCAAACGAAUCCCCUUAUCUAAUGGUUACUUUCUUGGAAAAAUUUGGCUAAAUUGAAUUCUAUGACUUCCAAAAGAAUAAAAUCAUUCUUAGUUACUAGCAUUCUUGCGGUUUAUGUAUAAAUGACGGAUUCUAAGUAUCUGGUAAAAAUGAAAUAUGCUUAGCCUUUAUUUAUUUAGACAGUAAAGAUUAAUAGUACAAGGAUGGCAAACUCGCUUUUAUUAGAGUGAACUUUUUCGAAUAAUUUUAGUCGGAUCCCGUGAUUUCAAUUGAAGAAAUCAGUUAAGAGGAUAGGAUGAUUGGUAAACCUAUAUUAUGUGUCUAGCAAAUUAAUACGAAUUAGUUUAUUUUAUGCUCGACAGGCAAAAACUUCUUUGUAAUUGAUAGAAGUAUAAAGAGUGAUGAAGCUACAGUAAUAAAGAACCCAUCUUCUAGUAGCAAUCAUAACUGCUUAAUUAAAGCUUAAGAUUUUUCAGAAAACUAUCCUUACCUGAUAUAUAAGGAUGCAAAAUCAAUAGGAGUAAUUAAUUGUGUUACUUUACAGGCGAGAGUAAUCGUCCCAGAUAUUGCUUACCAAAGAUGUGGCAACAUCUAUAGUCUUUAUCAAUAUAAGGAUAAGGAUGAUAAGUUGAAUUUGAGUACUUUGACGCUUGAAAAGGUAGGAGGGAGUUCAAAGAGAGCAGUUAAAAAUAUAGUAUUCUAAGAUUGA